CUGCUGCGGGGAGGCGGGGCUGCGGAGCUGUCCGAGGGGUGGGCGAGAGGCGGUCAUGGCGCCCUCCGGGCGUCUCGUGAUUCCUCUGACAGUGUUGGUGCUGUUGCUUUGGGGGCUUCCGUGGAUCCACGGGCGGCGGAGUGACGUGCGUGUCAUCACGGACGAGAACUGGAGGGAGUUGCUGGAAGGAGAAUGGAUGAUAGAAUUUUAUGCACCGUGGUGUCCUGCUUGUCAAAAUCUUCAACCAGAAUGGGAAAGUUUUGCUGAAUGGGGAGAAGAUCUUGAGGUUAAUGUUGCAAAAGUAGAUGUCACAGAGCAGACAGGACUGAGUGGACGGUUUAUCAUAACUGCUCUUCCUACUAUUUAUCAUUGUAAAGAUGGUGAAUUUAGGCGCUAUCAGGGUCCAAGGACUAAGAAGGACUUCAUCAACUUUAUAAGCGAAAAAGAGUGGAAGAAUAUUGAACCUGUUUCAUCAUGGUUUGGUCCAGGUUCUGUUCUGAUGAGUAGUAUGUCAGCACUCUUUCGGCUGUCUAUGUACAUCAGGACUUGCCACAACUAUUUUAUUGAAGACCUUGGGUUACCAGUUUGGGGAUCUUACACACUUUUUGCUUUAGCAACUCUGCUUUCAGGACUGUUAUUAGGACUUUGUAUGAUAUUUGUGGCAGAUUGCCUUUGUCCUUCAAAACGGCACAAACCACAGCCAUACCCUUUAAAAAAGUCAUUACCAGAAUUUUCUCAACCUUUGAAAAAAGUGGAGGAGGAACAAGAGGCUGAUGAAGAAGAUGUUUCAGAAGAGGAAGCUGAAAGUAAAGAAGGAACAAACAAAGACUUUUCACAGAAUGCUAUAAGACAACGCUCUGUGGGUCCAUCAUUGUCCACUGAUAAAUCCUAGUUAAUUUUUGUGGAUAUCUUAAUAUCAUGAUUUUAAAAAAACUGAGGUUUGAUCAUUUGUUUUUAUGUGAACUGUGACUUGCUUAUGUAUUACAGGGUUCAAUCCAGAUUGUUGGAUUGAACAGUUUUCAUUAAGAAAAUAAAAGCAGGUAUAAAAGUUUAUAAUAUGAUUUAAGAACAUUAUGGUUGUUUAAUUAAUGUUUAAUUUAAAAAAAUCUGGUGCCAAGCAAUAAGAUUUGUACAUGUUUGUUUAAUAACAACCUGUUUCAGUCUGAAUUGAAAAAAUUACAUUUUCCAAAGUUUGCAUUAUUGGGGUAUUUAAGAUUAGAGAAAAAGAUUUCUCAUUUGGUAUGAUUUUUCUCAGUUUCACUGUGUGAAAAAAAAAAGAACAUAUUUUCCAUAAGUGGGAACUUUUUGCCCAUUGUCUUGAGAAACACAUAUUUCAGUGAUAAUUCUGUGGUCUUUUAGAGACAUAGUUCAAAAUUUCCUCAUAUUUUAAAAAUUAUGCAACUAAUAAAAAACUACCUUGCUUUAAUUAUACUUUUCUGCAGAUUAUAUACAGAAUAUGCUACUGAUUGAGGGAGUUUUUAUAAGUGUAGGUAUUCUCUUGAUUCCUAAUAAGGUCAAUUGCUUUUUUGGUUGUUAUUCCUUUGGUCACUGUAUGGUUUGUAUUUUUUAAUUUCCCAUCUCAAAUUGGAUAAUAUGAACAGUAUCACUGUUACAUUUACUGUUGGUAAAUAGUACUUUUUUGUUUCAAAUUGAAGUUUACUAAGAGAAAUCCGUCAAACUGAACUAUAUUGAUAAUUUAAAAUUUUAGUCAUUUAGUCCAGAUUUUACAUUAUUAUUGUUGAGACUUGUCUUGAAUAUUUUGAUUUUGUUCUUUUUCUUUUUUCUUUUUGUUAUUAAUGUAAAGGUGGACAUUCCUGAUUUUCAUUUGAGAUAGAAAAACUUUGGUAUUUUAUACUUGGGAAGUGCAAAGCUUAAUUUGAUAUAAAAUAAAGUUUGCUUUCUACUCAGGAAAAAACAUCUUCUCCUGUAUAUUUUCAGAGUAUCUUUGUCCUAUGUUCAGAAAAUUAAUUGAUUUUGUAGUUAGUUUCUGCUUGGUGUUUUAAAAUUUUAACAUUUUUAUGCUUUUUAAAAGAUAAACUUCAUAUUCUAUUGUUCUUGACUGCUAUUCUGUGGUAUUUCUCAGGUGGAAGUCAGCAAGAGGAAUACAUAGUUUUCACCUUACAUCAAGUAGAGGGUUUAUUGGAGGGUUGUAUAACAAGAAUAGGAACACCCAUAAAUACUCAGAAUGAAUAAUUCAGCCAUUUUGUAAUAGAUUAUUUCUGUAAAAUCGUCAAUUUUAAGGUUCUCUUUCUGUGUGAAUUCAUUACACUUGCAGUAUCUUUAGUGUUCAAGUUUUAUUUAAAGGCUUCUCUUCAAAUAUUAAAUAUGCUGCCAUUGAAUGGUCUGGAUAUGUAAUUUGUGAUGCCUUAGAAAAAAUUUCUAAGCACAAAAUAAAUUUUUCUAAGCACUUCAUUAAACCUGAAGACCAGUAUGAUUUCUAGUUGCACAUUUCAAAGUAUGCUUAAUUUCUUUGUAUUUAACAAUGUUUAAGAUGAAUUGCUGUGCGUUGCUGUAUAUGUACUUUAUAUGUGCAAUCAAAGGCUGGGUUCUUUUUCUGUUAUUUGACAUGAUUGAAGAAAAUGAUGCUUCUUAAUCAUUCUUUUUUUAGCAUUCUUGUAUCUGACAUUGUCAGAUUUUUAACUAGAAAAUGUGAUGACAGAAAACUAAAUGUAGGCAAACAGGUAGGGUCUUGAUAUUUCCAUAAACAUAUGAUCUCAGUUGUUGAAGAUUGUCACUGUAGAAAUCUGAAUGCUUUUCUGUUGAUACUACAGGCUUCCAAAACCUAUAUGAAGUCAUUGACAAGUGGUUCAGGAGUGAGUAAUGUGCAGUGCCAAUGAUAUCCUGGCUCACUCACUCCAUAAUCAUUCAGCUUUACCACUGAAGUAUCAUAUAAUCUGGUCUCUAGAGAAAAUGCAGUAUUCUUCCACAUAUUGCCUAGUGUUUAUUGGUAAAACUAAAAAAAGAGUCUUAAUGAAGAUUCCCGAGUGUAUAUCAAUAUUAUAAUUUGGAUAAGAUGUGUUACCCUGACAGUCAUGGUUAGAUUCUGAAAGAUGUAACUUAAAUGGUGAAUUAAUUCAUUUGAUGGAUUAAUGAUUUGAAAGGACUACUGUGCUGGGUAGUAACUAUGGGCAGGUGCGGUGUGGCUAGAGGAACUGAGUCACUGGGGGCAAGUCUUUGAGGAUUGUGUUGUCCCCUGGCUCUUCCCUUGCUUUCUGCUUCUACGCCGCCAUGUCCUGAGAUGCUUUCUUCUGUCAUGGCAUUUCACCUGACUUUAUGCCUAGAGCAAUGGAUUUGGCCUAUGAUGGACUGAAAUCUCUGACCUGAAAAUAAACUUUUUCUCCUCUA
Molecule: messenger RNA, 3345 nt
Organism: Marmota monax (woodchuck)
Lineage: Eukaryota; Metazoa; Chordata; Mammalia; Rodentia; Sciuridae
Gene: Tmx1
Product: thioredoxin related transmembrane protein 1
Exons: 8
Coding region: 56-892 (278 amino acids)
Source: RefSeq, a predicted model, not a curated record